AGAAACAUCAAGGAUACUGUUGCUGCAGAUGUGCCUGCAACCGAAUUACCGGCAGAGGUGGUCGCCGUCGAGGAGGUCAAUGCUGGCGAGUACAUGGUCGAAUCGGUUGCGGCGGACGUCGCUGCAGAAGAUCCUGUGGCCGAAUCUCUAUUGGAAGACAUUGCGGUUAAGGAGAGUACUGUUGAAGUUCCUGUCGCAGAAACUGCCGUUGAGGAGGCCAUAGUUGCUAAAGAGUCUACCGGCGAGGCUGAGGGCGAGACCGCCGUUGGGGAUGCUAUCGAGGAAGCUAUCGAUACCAAUGCAGUUGCUGUCGAGGCGGCACCUACUACUGAGGAGCAUGUCACCGAAUCCCAUGCUGACGAUGUCACUACUAAGGAGAUUGUCACCGAGGAGCCUGGUACAGAGGAUAUCGUUGCAGCUGAUAAUUGUGAGGUCGCUACCGAGGAUAUCGUUGUCAAGGAUGCUACUGUCGAGGAAACCGCUACCGUUGAUGAACCAUCUAUUGACCCCACUGAAUCUUCUGCUGGGAAAGCCGACUCUAUCGAAUUCGCUUCUGACGAACCCGCCACUCUUGAAGGCACUGCUGCCAAGGCAUCUGCUGUCACUGUCCAGGAGUCUGCUGCGGAGGACUGCGUUGCUGCAGAGACUGUUGUUGCUGACGGGUCUUCUGGCGAUGCUGCUGAUUCUAUGGUCCAGGAAGUCAUUCCUCGCUCUAUUUCACUGGAUGAAUCUACGGUCAUGGACAUAGUCCCAGUUGAGACAUCAGUUGCUGAAGACAAUACUGUGGCAGAUCUUGUAGCCACAGAGGAGUCUGAAACUGCCAAGGAUGCUUUUAUUGCUGAGGAUGGCAUCCCCAAAGACGCCGAGCAGGACGAGGUUUCGGCGGGCGACAUUGCAGUUGCUGCUGUCGCCGGUGCAGCGGUCGCAUACACGCUCGGUAGAUCUGUCAGGUCUUCUGCAGUGCCAGUCGAGACAGAAGCUACUGAUGAGCCUACUCCUACGCCAAUUGUCAGAUCAGCAUCCAACGCUGACGAGGGCAUCUCGCUCGAGGAAGAAGGAGUCGAGAAGCCAGCAGCUGAAAUCACUGAGGAGCCUGCCACCGACAAGGUCGAAGAGGCCACUGUUGAGCCUGCUCGGGUCGAGUCGCCAGCGAAACAGGCUGAUGCCCGUGCAUCGCAAACAUCGGUCAACGAAGUGGACUCUGAUGUCGAGGAUCAGGAGCCCCGUGCCGGCAUAUCUACUGAAGCCGAACCGGGAUCCCCUGCUGACACAACCCCCGGGGCUAUCACCAGCGCGCCGACCGCGAUUCCUUCGUAUGUAAUGCACUACCCGGAAUCGCUCUUUGGAGACAACGCUUCGCUGAACACCACCGGUGUCAUUACCAUGGACGAGCUGCAUAUGGCGCAAAAGGCCACGCCCGUUGUUGGGGUGUCGGCAGUCAAUGUCACAUCCGCUGGAUCCGGCGGCAGGUCAUGGGGAGCGGGCAUGCGCCGUUUUGCCGACAACGAGGGCUCGGUUGGCUCGCGCAUGAAACGCCUCAUCACGAACAAGCGCGGUGACUCGCCACCUAUGGUCAAGGAUGCCAGCGGAACUGCAUCCCCGGGCGAGAGCCUUGGCACAGCUGACGACAGCGAAUCAAGGGUGUCACGAUCGGCUACGAUUGUUGGUGAGGGUGUGACGAUUCCAGGCACGUUCCCGUCGAGUGCCAAGCUUGACGGUCGUGAGGGUGGUGACGCCCCUGCUCAAGCAGAGAGCAGCCAGCAGGGGUCGGCAUCGGAUUCUGAGCCGAAGAGACAACGUCCUCGCCGUCACACGAUUUUGGGCGUGUUCAAGCGCAUCUUCCGCUGAGCAUAUUAAUCAUUUGCCUGUGCCAAAUCUCCCUUUUACUUGAAUGUCCCAAUACAUCCAACAUGAAGUGUUUACGAUGCUAUACCGUGUAUAUUUUAUUUU
Molecule: messenger RNA, 1950 nt
Organism: Linderina pennispora
Lineage: Eukaryota; Fungi; Kickxellomycota; Kickxellomycetes; Kickxellales; Kickxellaceae
Exons: 2
Coding region: 94-1848 (584 amino acids)
Source: RefSeq, a predicted model, not a curated record